Messenger RNA from Notothenia coriiceps (black rockcod), 2385 nucleotides. RefSeq names its product plakophilin-4-like. Gene Ontology annotation, cellular component: adherens junction; cytoplasm; plasma membrane. Gene Ontology annotation, biological process: cell-cell adhesion. Lineage: Eukaryota; Metazoa; Chordata; Actinopteri; Perciformes; Nototheniidae. The transcript is spliced from 13 exons. Bases 1 to 2058 code for a protein of 685 amino acids. The record is from RefSeq and is a predicted model, not a curated record. Gene Ontology annotation, molecular function: protein binding.
AUGGGAGUGCAAGGUUUGGCGACCCUCCCCCGGGCCUCGAGCCACUGCGGCACGCUGCCGUUCCAAAGAAGCAGCUUCGGGCUGAGCACCGCCGCUCUGUACGUGGACCCCUACCGGGAGCCCGUCUUCUCCCACCGCCACUCUGGGCUCAUCGAGCGGGGGGCCACGCGCACCCCCUCCCUCGAGAGCAUCCAUAAGGACCCCAGGGAGUUUGCCUGGCGUGACCCCGAGCUGCCGGAGGUCAUCCACAUGCUGCAGCACCACUUCCCCUCGGUGCAGGCCAACGCAGCCGCUUACCUGCAGCACCUGUGCUACGGAGACAACCGGGUGAAGGUGGAGGUGUGUCAGAUGGGGGGGAUCCAGCACCUGGUGGACCUGCUGGAUCACAAGCUGACGGAGGUCCAGAAGAGCUCCUGCGGGGCCCUGAGGAACCUGGUGUACGGGAAGGCCACAGACAACAACAAGGUGGCGCUGAGGAACUGCGGGGGGGUGCCCGCCCUGCUGCGCCUCCUCAGGAAGACCACCGACAACGAGGUCCGCGAACUCGUCACCGGCGUGCUGUGGAACCUCUCCUCGUGUGACGCGGUGAAGAUGACGAUCAUCCGGGACGCUCUGAGCACGCUCACCAACACCGUGGUCAUCCCCCACUCGGGCUGGAGCAGCCUCUCCCACCGCGACGAACACAAAGUCAAGUUCCAGUCCUCGCUGCUGCUGCGCAACACCACCGGCUGCCUGAGGAACCUGAGCUCAGCAGGGGAGGAGGCGAGGAGUCAGCUGCGUUGCUGUGAAGGUCUGGUGGACUCACUGCUUCACGUCCUCAAAGCCUGCGUCAACACCUCCGACUACGACAGCAAGAUUGUGGAGAACAGCGUGUGCACCCUGAGGAACCUCUCGUACCGGCUGGAGGUGGAGAUGCCGUCCUCCCGGCUGCUGGGGAACCAGGAGUUGGACACCCUGUUGGGCUUCUCCUCCCCGGGGAAGGAGCUGGACUACAUCUGCUGGGGCAAGAGGAGGCGCGGGCGGAAGAGGGGGGGCUGGCCCGACGACAAGUGGGACGGCGUGGGGCCCAUCCCAGGCUUCUCUCAGCACCUGAGGGGGGCGGAGCAGCUGUGGCACCCCAUGGUGGUGAAGCCGUACCUCAACCUGCUGGCGGAGAGCUCCAACCCCCCCACGCUGGAGGGGGCCGCCGGGUCCCUGCAGAACCUCUCCGCCGGGAACUGGAAGUUCUCAGCCUACAUCCGAGCGGCGGUGCGUAAAGAGAAAGGGCUGCCCAUCCUGGUGGAGCUGCUGAGGAUGGACAACGACCGGGUGGUGUGCUCCGUCGCCACCGCCCUCCGCAACAUGGCGCUGGACAGCCGCAACAAGGAGCUCAUAGGAAAGUACGCCAUGCGGGACCUGGUGACGCGGCUGCCCGGGGGGGGUCCCUCCAGGCUGUCGGACGAGACGGUGGCGUCGGUGUGCUGCACGCUGCACGAGGUCACCAGCCGCAACAUGGAGAACGCCAAAGCUUUAGCCGACUGCGGAGGCAUCGAGAAGCUGGUGGACAUCAGCAAAGGGCGAGGGAAAGGUUGUUUUUGUGUUUCUUCCUCAGGUGGUAGUGCAACAUCCUCCCCCGCCAUGCUCGGGAUCAGGAGACACAGUUCCAACUAUCAGAGAGCGCAGUCAUCUAUGCAACUCGACACGUAUUACGGAGACAACAGUUUACACAAACGGCAGUACACAGGGUCUGAGAAGAAAACUCCAUAUUUCAUCGGGACAUACUCUUCCCAGUCAGGAGAGGAUCUGAGACGUUCCCAACACACAGAGCCAUUUUACGACGAGCCCGACAGGAAGAACUACAACAGCUACAGAAUGUACCUGUCGUCCCCUCAAGACUACGGAGAGGAGCCGUACGACGAGGAGGAGCCGGGGCCCCUGACCCCCACCCCCCCCGACGGCUACGCUAGCCAGGCGCUCCAGUUCAAAGCCAACACCAACUACGUGGACUUCUACUCCACCACGCGGAGGCCUUCCAACCGGGCCAACAAGUUCACCGGCUCCCCCGACUCCUGGGUGUAGAAAGGACCCAGAGUACGAGGAGAUUCUGUUUCUGUGAUUGUUUUUGUGUGGGGAGUGCAAAGUGGAGGAUGCAUGUGAAUCUGUGUUGACCUGUGCUCAACAACAGGGCUCGGUUUGCUACAGUUACACCAUGUGCACAAUAAUGCAGAUGAACAUGGGCUAUUCCUUUUAAUUGUUCUUUCUUUACAUUUAAAGCCGAUGUAACAAGUGUUUUGAGAUCGUAUCAGUUUAUUGCACUUAAUUUAGUCCCUAUAGAUGAAAGCUUAAAGGUGGGGUAGGUAAUUUUGGAGAAACCAGCUCGAGUGCGCUAGAAUUUGAAAAUACACA